AAUUCGUUGGCUUUUUCUUUUUUUUAACGUCCAAUCUGAGUUGUUUUUUAAGGAAGGGCUAGGGGAUGAGGCGGGCGCUUGGGGUCCCUGCUCGGUGCCCAUCUGCCCAGUCAGCAGCCCCUUCCUCUCCCCCCCUUUUUUUUUAAUUUUGUAAUUGGAGCCCUUGGUGAGGUUACGCGUGCCAUGAGAACCCACUCUACACCACAACGCUGGUGCCUCCGUGUUGGCCAAACUCUGGAGUCAGUGACUGGUUUGACUUUCAUACGGUGAAUAUGCAUUUCGUCUGUACUGAUCAUGGAAUAAACACAUCUCUCUUUUUUAAUGCUGGUGUCUCCCUGAUAUUUCUUUGUGAACCACCUGUUGCCUAGGCUAGGCCCAGGGGUCCCCGGGCCCCAGACCGCAUCUGUACAGGAACUCCUGCCAGGGGCCACCUAGCCCAUGUCCCUUGGUCUGUCCAUGCCAUCCGAAGCUGAAGCUGUGACAGGGACCCCAGGUGCCUGUUUCUCCCUCCUAGGCAGGUGACAUGCUCCAGCAGAACCUGGCCAGACUCCAGACAGUAUUCUCCUUCACCCUCUUCCAUCUUUGUCCCCUACUUACCAGGUGACUUAGGCCACUUCUCCCACCUUGCCUGCCUCUACCUAACUACUUUCAUUUAAGCUCAGGGUUAACCAGAUAUUCUUAGAUAAGUGUACAUUCCCCCCCUCCCCAACUCGGAUCCUCACCCCCGCGCACGCAGACGCACACAUUCCUGCCCGAGAGAGCCCACCAGGUGGCUUCCAUGCCACCCUGCCUCUGUGCCCACCCCAAAGCACCCUAGGAUGUAAAAACGUGUCAUUUACAUGAUGCAGAGAUACAAACUGAAACAUUUCUAGCACCGUUUAUUAACCCAUGUCCCCCUUUCUUUUUCACCAAGAAAGGUACCGUGUAUUGUCUUGUGUUUGGGAUCUGCCAAACCUGGCUAGGGUGCAGUUUAGGCAGCCAGCCAGAGCUCCCCUCCCCCGCACCCCACGUCCAUGCCACCCCUCUACACACACAGAGGCACUUCUCCUAAACCACUGUGCUGGUUCAAGUGUGACUUAAAUUUUGGUUCUAUGGUGUUUCCUCCAUCUUCUGCCACCCCCUCGUUUUUGUUCUGUGUUCCAAAACUUCCCCAGACCAGGUCUGACUGUUUAGCUGGAGAAAUGGUUUUGUCUGCACCUUCCUUCUAAAGAGUGAACUCUGCCAUGGCCCUCUCCACACCUCCCUCAUAGGUGUUUCUCUAACUGGGUUGUAAUUAGAACUUGGAUCUAUUUAAUUUCUCUGGCCAUUUCCAAUCCCUUCCACAAUACUAGAAAUCUUAGUCCUAUACAAGAGUGAGAGGUGUGUACAAGCCCCCAAUGUACUGUAUGCACGGAUCGCUUGGCCAAUAAUCAAUGUCAGUGAAUCUGAGACUUGUAUUAAACACUUUAGACAUUUGUAGAGGGGAAUUCGUAGACUUUUCACUUAUAUACUAAAGGGUUUUUUUUUUUGUGCAGUUCUCAUUGCAAAAAUAAACAUUUGUACUGAAUAUAAAAAUUACCAUCUUGUGACUACUGCUGUCUUUGUUUGACGGUAGAGCUGGGGGCUGGGGGGUGGGGGAGUCAGUGUUGUGUAGCAGAGGAAAGGAGGUUCCCAGGCGUCCACCAGCCAUGCAUCCAGGUUAGAGAACUCAGGGUCAUCAAGUGGUCAGAGAAUUGAUUUGAUGGAAAGUGGAAAAGAAACCAAAGCUAUGACAGGCUAAUCACACAGGGAAAGAAAGGUAGUAGUUUAAGUGCAGGGAGAACACGUUUGUACAACAGGCAGUGUAAUCAUAGACAACUACUGGACAGUUCAUCGUUUACUGAGGCAGAACCACAUAACCACUAUUCCCUUUUAAGUAGCAACCCACAGACUUAACUAAGCAUGAUCCCAGGACAGUAUAAUGUUCAGUAGCGUUCACAAUACAAACUAAAUAGUGGAAGGUGAAAGGGAGGGUGGGAGGUGACAAAAAGGGAUUAGUGGAGUGUUUCAUGUUAGAGGAACCAACAAAAACUACAGAUGGAAACAGCAUGUCCAGUGGUGGUGACAUGACCCAGUCAGCGGAUAAUGCCCCAAAUUGGUAAUGAAGAAAUAGGCACAUAAGCACAUUUAGAGAUACCUAGGUAACGACCCCCAGAAAGCUAAAAGCGGUUCCCAUGGCAGCCACCAGGUGGAAGGAGAGGUGAAGCUCAGGAGUGCUGCCUUUCCCUGAAAGUCCUGGUUUGCUGUUUAGCCAGAUGUAUGCCUUCAGGCAAAUGACUAAUCCCCGAAUUGCAGGUUCGUGAUCUGUAAUACACGAAUGUGAUAAUAGCACCUACUCUUAAUAGGAUUGUUACAAGGGUUAAAUGAGUGGCCCUAAAAUGUUCAGGAUCUUAGGGGAAGGUUGCAAAACAGGAGGAAGAAGCCUCUCACGCGGCCCUGGUCCCCUUCCUGUUUCGGCCACAGCCCCAGUGACUCAACAGGUUCAGUCCUCCUAGGAGUCAGUCUCCCCGCCACAACUGGCAGCCACUGGUAGAGCCCCGGCCUCAACACCUGCGGAUGGUCUCCCGGGCGGGAGGUGUCGCCAGCACGUCAAUGACAGCCACUGUCCAAUCAUAGCUCUGCAGGGGCGGGCCUACAGGCCAGCUGGGCCAAUUGGAAGUUGGCGCCGGGUCGAGGCCUUAGGCUCCGCCGUUGGAACCAAGGCUAGGUGAAGGUGCUGCUAGGUCUCUCGGAGCCAGGCCGAGGGUAGGGUCGCGCGCUCCAGGACGGGGAGCUCCGGAGAGGCGAUGGCUGGUGCUCCCGAGGCCUCCUCGGACCACAGCAAUCGUCCGCGCCGCCCUCCUAAUCCGAGCCGUGGCGCGGCCUGUCCCCAUCCUUUCCCUUCUGGGCCCGCUCGACCCGCCAUAUUAGGUUUUGGCUCCGCCCCCUGACUAAAGAGCCUGGAUCUAGGCCGGCCCCCCAGGUCAUUGGUCCAGCCCUCUUCCUCGGACCUUCACCCAGCGUUAGACCUCGCCUUCUCUAGGCUCCGCCUUCUCCCCGUCCACCCUCCCAAGCCACGGCGCCAGCCCUUACAACGUUCCUGAGACAAGUUCGGGCCACCCUUUAGGCCCGUAGGCCACACCCACCUUUCAGUGCCCCGACCCUUCGCUCCAGGCUCCGCCCGUUUCGCCCAGGAUGCCCCGUCUUUCUUGUUUAUACUGGACCCUGUCUUUAGACCCCACCCAUCCACCUGCUGCGGGAAUCCGCCCUCUUCUUAAGCCCCGCCCGCAGUUCUAGCCCCUCACACCCCUUCUCAAGGCUCCUCCCUACCCACCGAAGCCUGGUCCUCGCAGGCUCCACCCCCGCACCCUAACCUGGCUCCCUGUGGCCGUCUCGCUCAGGUGUUCACCUGGCACACAGGUAAGUCGUAUGCGGCGUUGGUUUCGGUCUGAGCCGUCCGCCCCUUCUCUCGGCACGUUCCGCAAGCUCCGACGGCACGGAGGGAUCCCAGGCCAAAGGCGGUGGGCUCCGCCGCUCGCACGCCUCCUCUCCGCUGCUGCCCGCGCCCCCGGCGGUCCAGAACCCCGACGGUAGCACGGUCGUCCCGGAACGCGGCGACAUGCCCGAGCUGGUGGUGACGGCUCUGUUGGCGCCGUCGCGUCUCUCUCUGAAGCUGCUGCGCGCCUUCAUGUGGAGCCUGGUGUUCUCCGCGGCGCUGGUGGCCGCAGCUAUCUACGGUUGCAUCGCGUUCACACACGUGUUGUGCCGGCCCAGACGUGGCUGCUGCGGGCGCCCCCGGCGCACCCCACCAGCCUGCUUGAGCGACCCGGUACUGGGAGAGCACUGCUUCCUGACCCUCCAGAGCUCCGGCCUGCGCCUGCACUACGUCUCCGCUGGUCGCGGCAAAGGGCCCCUCAUGUUAUUUCUGCACGGCUUCCCGGAGAACUGGUUCUCCUGGCGCUACCAGCUCCGGGAAUUCCAGAGCCGCUUCCAUGUGGUGGCUGUGGACCUGCGUGGAUAUGGCUCCUCCGAUGCACCCAGGGAUGUGGAUUAUUACACUAUCGACCUGCUGAUGGCAGACAUCCAAGAUGUCAUCCUGGGCCUGGGUUACUCUAAGUGCAUCAUCGUGGCCCACGACUGGGGCGCAAUCCUAGCCUGGAACUUCUCCAUCUACUACCCAUCCCUGGUGGAGCGGAUGGUGAUGGUCAGUGGUGCCCCCAUGUCGGUGUACCAAGACUACGCAAUACGCCACAUUGGACAGUUUUUCCGUUCCAACUACGUGUUCCUGUUCCAACUUCCCUGGCUGCCGGAGAAGUUGCUGUCCAUGUCUGACUUCCAGAUCCUCAAGACCACCCUCACCCACCACAAGAGGGGCAUCCCACGCUUGAGCCCCAACGAACUCGAGGCCUUCCUUUAUGACUUCUCACAGCCCAGUGGCCUUACUGGGCCCCUCAAUUACUAUAGAAACAUCUUCAGGAACGUUCCCCUGGAGCCCCAGGAGCUGGCCACGCCCACCCUGCUGCUGUGGGGGGAGAAGGACAUCUACCUGGAGCAGGGGCUGGUUGGCGCCAUCAGCAGCCGCUUUGUGCCUGGGCGGCUGGAAGCCCACAUACUGCCAGAUGUGGGCCACUGGAUCCCACAAAGCCACCCUGAGGAAAUGCACCAGUACAUGUGGGCCUUCUUGCAAGACCUUUUGGAGUAGUGGCCCUCGCUCACUGGCCUGCGUGCACCUGGGAGUCCACACGGUGUGUGGAUACAGGUGGUCUCCUGGAUUGUGCACAGGCGUGGAAUUCCUAGGUCACACACAAGUGCAUCAGUGGGUGCCCUUAGGCACACCAGCCCGUUUGCUCACACACAGGCAUGAGUGUAUACACGUGUGAGCAAGCACUUUGACCCUGGGAACCAUGGACACCUCUUCUCUGUGGAGCUAGAUGCUGACUGUCCUCUCUCCCUUCUCUGCACCACCAGUCUUCUUGACAGAGUCCCCCCCUCCCCAAAGCCAUAAGCUCUGACCUUCCUGUCCCUGGCUUCCACCUCCAGUCUGGGUCUUUAGCUAAAUGCUGCAUUGUCCAGUACUGGUAGCCAUAUAUGGCUGCUUCCAUUUAAUUGAAAAUCAGUUAAAAUUAAAUAUGAUUAAAAGUUCAGUUCCUCAGUCACACUAGCCAUCUUUCAAGGGCAUCAGCAUAAAAAGUUUUAUUGGACAGUACUGGUGAGGGUGUUCCUAGCAUAGAGGGCCUCCUUGCCUGGCUCCUGACCUCACCAAGGGAGGACCUGCCUGUGCAGACCCUUCUCCAGCCAAACCCUGGGCGGCUCCCUGCCAUGAUUGCCCUCCCAGUCAUGCUUCCAGAGGGUGUAAGGGCAAGACCUCUUACAGCAGCCUGGGAAAGAUCCUUAGUGUCCUGUCUCUGGAUCCAUGGGAAAACAGCUCUCCUUUAGGAUAUGUGAGAUUCUGGAUGCGGCACAGGAAGGGACCAGCUUCCUGAAUGGCCAUCUGGCAUCUGAGGCCUGCCUCUCCCGAUCUCCCGGAAUCAUCCACUCCAAAUUCACUAUUUCUGCUGAUUGUUUUCUAGGGGCCCAGGCUCCAGCCUCCAAGAGGGUGUUACAGGUCAAGGGUGGACCACUCAGCCGGUGACUCCAGGCUAGUCACAGCAUCAACUAAUA
Molecule: messenger RNA, 5658 nt
Organism: Rhinolophus ferrumequinum (greater horseshoe bat)
Lineage: Eukaryota; Metazoa; Chordata; Mammalia; Chiroptera; Rhinolophidae
Gene: EPHX3
Product: epoxide hydrolase 3
Exons: 7
Coding region: 3617-4699 (360 amino acids)
Cellular component (GO): intracellular membrane-bounded organelle
Molecular function (GO): hydrolase activity
Source: RefSeq, a predicted model, not a curated record